AUGGCAUCACUUCCGAAAAGAAUUAUCAAGGAGACAGAGCGUUUAGUCAGUGAUCCUGUGCCAGGAAUUACUGCUAUACCACAUGAAGAAAAUUUAAGAUACUUUCAAGUUACUGUUGAGGGACCAGAACAAUCGCCUUACGAGAACGGUGUGUUCAACUUAGAGCUCUUUCUGCCCGAUGAUUACCCCAUGGAGGCGCCAAAAGUGCGGUUCUUGACAAAAAUCUAUCAUCCUAACAUCGACCGGCUUGGCAGAAUCUGUUUGGAUGUGCUGAAAAAUAACUGGUCGCCGGCAUUGCAGAUCAGGACAGUAUUGUUAUCAGUCCAGGCCUUGCUUGCGAGCCCCAAUCCCAACGACCCACUGGCAAACGACGUAGCCGAAGAAUGGCUUCAAAACGAGGACAAUGCCAUCGCAAAAGCUCGCGAAUGGACAAACAUGUAUGCUAGCAAGCAGUGA
Molecule: messenger RNA, 456 nt
Organism: Lachancea dasiensis
Lineage: Eukaryota; Fungi; Ascomycota; Saccharomycetes; Saccharomycetales; Saccharomycetaceae
Source: the annotation of a GenBank genome assembly